Molecule: messenger RNA, 402 nt
Organism: Diutina rugosa
Lineage: Eukaryota; Fungi; Ascomycota; Pichiomycetes; Serinales; Debaryomycetaceae
Exons: 1
Coding region: 1-402 (133 amino acids)
Biological process (GO): Rho protein signal transduction
Cellular component (GO): membrane; cytosol; cytoplasm
Molecular function (GO): protein binding; Rho GDP-dissociation inhibitor activity
Source: RefSeq, a predicted model, not a curated record
AUGCCCAUCAAGGUCAACGACAACUUAACCGUUUCUAAGUUCACCGUUAAGGUUGAAGGCAAGGAGCCUUUCACCGUGGAAAUCGGUGGCCCCGAUCUCAAGGUUCAAAUUCCCGAAUCGUCGAAAUACGUUACCACCAUUCACUUCACUGUGACUGGUGCCCCCGUGAAGGCCUUCAAGUACAAGCAAGUGGCUAAGAAGGGUGGUAUCCCCAUUAAAUCCAGAGAGAUCGAGAUCGGCGAUUACGAGCCCCGGGAAGAAGAGUACACCUACGAGUUCCCCGAGGACACCACCCCUGGCGGGUUCCUUUUGAGAGGUAACUAUCCCGUUACUCUGACCUACUACGUCGAUGGCCAAGAAUUGAUCGCCAAUGACUGGACCACCGAAGUUGUGGCCAAAUAA